This is a messenger RNA of Zychaea mexicana, 467 nucleotides long. RefSeq lists its product as uncharacterized. The coding region runs from base 90 to 428 and encodes 112 amino acids. NCBI's taxonomy places the organism in Eukaryota, Fungi, Mucoromycota, Mucoromycetes, Mucorales, Lichtheimiaceae. The transcript has a single exon. The record is from RefSeq and is a predicted model, not a curated record.
AGAACUAUAUACCUGCCUUCUAAUAGGUUAGAUUUUAUUAUAGAGUCUAUGUUAAACAUGACACGACCACACGUACACACACCCAUAAUAUGAUAGAAUGUCCUCCUCACCUUCAUUGCACAUUUUUCUUUCUUCUCUCUUUCUACAUACAUUCAUUUCAUUCAUUUCCUUUUCAGUUUAUUAAAAAGUUAAGCGCACGACUAGAUGACUACAACCAUACAUCCUGUUUCCGUCAUUAUGUGCUACUAUGCAUGAUCGUAUCCUUUUUAGGUGGUAAUUUCGCAUUCUGUCAUUACGUCAAGAGAUUUCUAAAGUGUCACUCAAUCUGCUGUCGUUGCGGAACCUUCGCUUCCCAUAUGUCCGCGCUUCACCAUCACAAAAAGAUAAAAUAUGUGUUACGUUGUACCCGAUACUGUACCUGGGUAUAGUUAAUCGCCGAAAACAACGCCUUCGGCUCCUGUCAUUGA